This is a messenger RNA of Peronospora matthiolae, 963 nucleotides long. NCBI's taxonomy places the organism in Eukaryota, Oomycota, Peronosporomycetes, Peronosporales, Peronosporaceae. The record is from the annotation of a GenBank genome assembly.
AUGAUGAUGGACACGACAACCCCGAGCGUCUGUGAGCGCGAACUUCGCGGUCACAAUGGGCCAGUGAACGCCGUACGCUUCAACUCCACAGGAACGUACGUCAUGACCUGUGGUCAGGACAAGACCAUCAAGCUCUGGAAUCCCCAUCGAGACGGCGUGGAGAAGCCCAAAGAGGCGCUACUGAUCAAGACGUACAAGGGCAGACAUGGCUAUGAUGUACAGGACGUGGCUAUAGCUCAGGAUAACUCCAAGUUUGCGUCCUGUGGGCGGGACAAAGACGUGUUUAUGUGGGACGUGCCGACCGCCCAAGUAAUCCGCAAGUUUGAGGGACACGAGCAUAGUGUGAACUGUGUGCGUUACAAUGCAGAUUCGUCCGUGCUGCUGAGUGGGUCGUACGAUAAGACUAUCCGGGCUUGGGAUAUAAGAGCUCGAAACUCCUACAUGCCGAUUCAGAUUCUCGACGACUUUCGGGAUAGCGUCACCUCGAUGGUAGUUGCGGAUCACGAGAUCAUUGCAGGGUGUGUUGAUGGUGUCGUGCGGACGUACGAUUUGCGUGCGGGGCAACUCUUCUGCGAGCAUAUCGGUGUGCCGGUCGUGUCAGUCGCGCAUUCCCCUGAUCAGCGCUUCCUCCUUGCUGGAUGCUUGGAUGGCUCUAUCCGGCUGAUCGAGAAAGCUAAUGGGACAGAAGUGCAACGCUAUCGCGGACACAGCGUUUUAGAUUACAAGAUCGAAUGCGGCUUGUCAAGUGACGGCGCCCUCGUGCUCACUGGUUCCGAGGACGGAAAAGUGUACUGGUGGGACAUCGUCAACGCCAAACAAACGCAUUCCUUUACAGCACACAAGAAAGCAGUGCGCGCGCUCGUGAGCCAUCCAGAAAGCACCAUGUUCGCCACGGGCUGUAUCGAUGGCUCGGCGAAAGUCUGGUCGAACGUUCACCAAAAUGAGGCACAACAAGUAGAAUAA